ACAAGUUAUUGAAAAGUAAUUCAAUCAAAUUCUUUGUUGCCAAACACUCUCAUCUGAGAUUUUGUAACAACAAGACCACUACUGCGUGGAAGAGUUCCUUUCUUCCGAGUAUUAUGAAUCCUAUCAUGAAAUUCUAUCAUGUUCAAUUGUUUAAUAAUCAUUCGUGUUCUUCUGGAGGAGGUGGAUGUGGUUCGGGACAUUGUGGAAGUCAUCAUCAUCACGAAGAAGGAAUUGUUCAUAAUGGUGAGGAGGAAGGAGGAUGUUCCUCAUGUGAGCAUCAAUGUGGUGGACAUCAUCAUCACGAUCAUGAUUAUGAAAUUCAAUAUUCUCAUGAAGAGUUGGUGAAAGCAGCAGAUGAAGGAAAUGUUUCUGCUCAAUAUCAUUUGGGAUUAUAUCAUUUUGAUAUGAGAGAAUAUGAGAAGUGUAUUGAAUAUUGUUUGAAGGCUGCCGAACUGGAUUUUGUUCCUGCCUCUACGUUUUUAGGAUAUUGUUACUCAACACUUAAACAAGAUUAUGAGAAAUCAUUCGAGUAUUAUAUGAAGGCAGCAGUGAAAGGAGAUGAAGUUGCACAAUUUCAUGUUGGCCUACUUUAUGAAAAUGGGCAAGGUAUUGAAAAAUCAUUGACUGAGGCUUUAAAAUGGUAUGAAAAGGCAGCUGAACAAAAUCAUGUUGAUUCUCAAUAUAAUAUGGGAUUAAUUUAUUUCAGUGGAGGUGAGGGAGUUGACCCACAAUUGGAAAAAUCAUUCAAGAUUUUUGAAAAAUUGGCAAAUAUUGGAUUGACAGAUGCUCAACAUAUUCUUGGAUUCUUAUAUGUGAAUGGACAUGGUGUUGAACAAAAUUAUCAAACUGCAGUUGAAUGGUUCACUCAAUCUGCAAACCAAAAUCAUGCUGAUUCACAAUAUAACUUGGCAUUGCUCUAUGAAAAUGGAUUAGGAAUUGAGCAAUCUGAUGCAAAGGCUUAUGAAUGGUAUUUGAAAGCUGCAAACCAAGACCAUGUGCUCUCUCAGUUCAGUGUUGGUAACAUGUAUUACGAUGGUAUUGGAGUUGAACAAUCAUAUGAAAGUGCAUUCCAAUGGUAUUUGAAAGCUGCUGAUCUUGGUGAUGCUAGAUCUCAAUUCAAUGUUGGAAUCUCCUACUUUAAAGGUCAAGGAUGCGAGAAAAAUGUCGAGAAAUCCUUAGAUUACCUUCAUCAAGCUCUCAGCAAUGGUCUCACACAAGCUCAACAAGCCAUCGAUGUAAUUAAAACACAGCAAUAACAUUUCU
Messenger RNA from Naegleria gruberi, 1263 nucleotides. Its product is annotated as Sel1 repeat domain-containing protein. Lineage: Eukaryota; Heterolobosea; Eutetramitea; Acrasida; Naegleriidae. The transcript has a single exon. Gene Ontology annotation, molecular function: protein binding. The coding region runs from base 126 to 1256 and encodes 376 amino acids. The record is from RefSeq and is a predicted model, not a curated record.